Aethina tumida (small hive beetle) is the source of this 627-nucleotide messenger RNA. RefSeq lists its product as uncharacterized. The record is from RefSeq and is a predicted model, not a curated record. The transcript has 4 exons. Gene Ontology annotation, cellular component: extracellular region. The coding region runs from base 39 to 488 and encodes 149 amino acids. Lineage: Eukaryota; Metazoa; Arthropoda; Insecta; Coleoptera; Nitidulidae. Gene Ontology annotation, biological process: defense response to bacterium.
CAUUAGGAUCGACAUCAGUUCACAAUCACACAAGUACAAUGAAGACAACUGCAUUUUUCCUAGCCACUUUGGCCCUCUCUACUGCAGUGCCCCUUAAUCUUAUAGAAGACGAUGAAGGGCAACAAUAUUUGUUGGUUCCUCUACAAAGACAAAGACGGGAAUCUUCAACUUCGUGGGAUGUUUCAAAAGGGGCGGCUGGUACAACCGUAAAAUUGGGCCAGGAAACUGUUCUUGCAUCCAAAGGUGGCCAUGAACUUACCGCCGGAGUCCUUGGUGCAAAAACAUUUAAACCAACCGGUCCAUUGACUGUUGGAGGAACCUUGGGUUACCACAAUGUCCCAACUGGUACCGAUAUUAAAGCAGUUGUUACUCGCACUCCCAAUUGGGGCACAGAUGUAGGUCUUCAAGCUUCGAAAACUUUGAGGGCUCCGGACAAAAAUACGAAACUGGAGGCUUACGGUGGAGUCAGUCACAGUUACACCCCUUGAGGAAACACUAAACCACAAGGAAAUGUUGGUCUUCAGUUUUCCCACGGGCACAAUUGGUUCAGCGGUUAAAUCAUAAAAUAUUUUUAUUAUCACUAUUUAUUUUACUAUUUAUUCAAUAGAAUUUCCUUUACAAUUUAAA